AUGGCCACCCCCCAAGCGGUAGACUAUUCCAGAAUCUUUGGUGUUCAUGAUUCUCUACAGAUGGUGUGGGUCCUGAAUGGAAAUUCUUUAAUAACAACUCCUUUUAACAACAAUGUCAGUCCUGUCAGUCUUGAUUUAAUGACAUGUAUGGACAAAGAAUUCCAUGAUGCAGGAAAAGGCAAUCCAGUUUACUUGGGAAUCAAGAACAACCAUCUUUGUCUUUUCUGUGCAGAAAUUCAGGGCCAGCCAACUUUACAGCUUAAGGAGAAAAAUAUCAUGGAUGUACACAACAAGAAGAAAGCACAGAAGCCUUUUCUCUUUUUCCAUAAUAAGGAGGGCUCCACCUCCACUUUUCAGUCCGUCUCCUACCCUGACUGGUUCAUAGCGACUUCCAAAAUAGCAGGACAGCCUGUCAUUCUCACCAAGGAGAGGGGCAAAGAUUACAUCACUAACUUCUAUCUAGAGCCUCAGGACUAA
Puma concolor (puma) is the source of this 477-nucleotide messenger RNA. RefSeq names its product interleukin 36 beta (gene IL36B). Gene Ontology annotation, molecular function: interleukin-1 receptor binding; cytokine activity. NCBI's taxonomy places the organism in Eukaryota, Metazoa, Chordata, Mammalia, Carnivora, Felidae. Gene Ontology annotation, biological process: positive regulation of gene expression; cytokine-mediated signaling pathway; cellular response to lipopolysaccharide. The record is from RefSeq and is a predicted model, not a curated record.